UACAUUAGAGGGCCGUCAGCAGGAAGCAACUGAAGCGGGUGACGGAGCGUAACGGAGAAAAGGAAAUAACCUGCACGGUGGGCCACAGGCUGGACAAAGAGCUGUCUCCCUUUCUUUCAUUGGGAUAAUGGCUUUCAUAAAGACCUCAGGCACCCUUCACCUUUUAUUAGGACUACUUCUGCUUUUAGUAUUAGUGGGAGGACAAAUCUCUCCUGCACCAUCAACAGAUGCCUCCACCAUGACUGAGGCACUGACUCAUGUCCAUGAAACUACCAUCCCAAGCUCCUCUCAAACCUCCACUAUGGCCGCAACCAGCAUGGCUCAGUCCACUGUCUCCAGCACUAAUGAAGGUACUGUAACCACCACCUCCACUCAGUCACCCACAUCCACCUCCGGAGGCUCAGACCAAAGCACCACCCAGUCUCUCACCUCCACCUCCAGAGGCUCAGGCCCAAGCACCACCCAGUCUCCCACAUCCAUCUUUGAGAGGAUGGCAUCCAGCAGCAUGCUUUCUGCCACAAGCACCUCCGGAGGCUCAUCAUCCAACACCCCACUCACAAGCACCUCUAAAGGCACGGUACCCAUCAGCACUCGAAUGUCUCACAAGUGA
Nematolebias whitei (Rio pearlfish) is the source of this 610-nucleotide messenger RNA. RefSeq lists its product as uncharacterized. The record is from RefSeq and is a predicted model, not a curated record. The transcript is spliced from 3 exons. NCBI's taxonomy places the organism in Eukaryota, Metazoa, Chordata, Actinopteri, Cyprinodontiformes, Rivulidae. The coding region runs from base 128 to 610 and encodes 160 amino acids.